Fusarium fujikuroi IMI 58289 is the source of this 1371-nucleotide messenger RNA. RefSeq lists its product as uncharacterized. The record is from RefSeq and is a predicted model, not a curated record. NCBI's taxonomy places the organism in Eukaryota, Fungi, Ascomycota, Sordariomycetes, Hypocreales, Nectriaceae. The transcript has 2 exons. Bases 1 to 1371 code for a protein of 456 amino acids.
AUGCAGAGAUUAAAGAAAUUUCUUUCGAAAAGACACUCAACGCACGGCCCUGGGAUAUCUGCCCCGGAGCCAACCCCGGCGAAUCCUCCGACUUCAUCUUCAACUGAUACUCGCACAUUUUCUCGCGGCAGCAUCGACCUUUCUAGAAUUGAGAGACUACCCUUCGAGAUCCGGAAUGAGAUAUUGCUUGCAGUAGAUUCCAUUGCUGAUCUUUCUUCGUUGCUGCAUGCCUCACCUACCUUUCAUCAGCAGUUUCGGCUUGACCGAGCAUUCUGGUUAUGGCAUUGCUUAAAGCAAGAAGUAGGCAAUGUAAUUAUUGAUGCUUACAAUGUCAAUAAUUUGAAAACGCCUGAGUUUCAGUCAACAAGGACCCGCCAGAAAGUGCUUCUAUACGUCGAAGAUUAUAAACAACAGCGGUCCGAGGGAAUUGAGUCACUUGCUCAACCGCCUGAGGACUAUGUUAUCCGUAUCGUGUCCUUUCAUACCUCCGUCAUCCGUGCCCUGAUGCAUCAAUACGCUGCAUGGGCCCGAGCCAACUUGGAAGGCCUGGCUGAGCCACAGGAACUCAGUAGAACAGAAGCGACACGCAUUGUGCGUGGCCUGUACCGGUUCCAAAUAUUCUGCAGCCUCUUCGGCCCAGCACGUGGUGGCUACAACUACUACUUCUAUGAGGAUAGGAUCAUGAAUGCUGGACAGAGGCUUCAGCAGCUUGAUGACCUUUACGAGGCUUGGGAGAUCGAAGAGAUUCUAUGCAUCAAUGCAUUUGUGCAUGCCAAAUACCGUCCCUUGUUUGAACAGGUUGAAUGGGACUUGAAUCCGGACAACCCUUCAUUCGACGACAAACGGACAGGUCCGCACACUCCUCCAGGGGCGUUCCAUCUAUCCAGCCGUAUGUUUGGAGAUUAUUACAGGAAUGGCAUAGUCUGCAGAGGACUGCCAGUUCUAUUUGCCGCUUUAAAAAUUCCAAGUCAUGUCGAACUAGUAAAGCUAAUAGCAGAUAACGUUGUCUCGGUGGCAGACGACAUGAUCUCCGAAACCACAAGGCCUUAUCACCAAGACAUAAGACGCGACAACCACUAUUCCGAUCGCGACAAAGCACAGGACAACCGAGAUAGAAUGUGCUUCGAAGGAGAAAGCUAUGAUUCACCUCCAUUCGCAUGGGUAGCCUUCUGGAAAGAGUCGUAUAGCAACCUCUAUGGCGAUUAUAUACCGCAGUCGUUUCAUACCUGGGGGUAUGUUAUGUGGGACAAGACUCGGCUCGCCAACGCUGAUGCUGCUGCCAUAAUCAAUCGGGAGUGGGAUGCUAUGUAUAAUAGGCCCAAUGACGAAGGGAUACCAGAGGAUCCGAGGGAUGAGUGGACGGCUCUUUGA